This is a messenger RNA of Candidula unifasciata, 1734 nucleotides long. NCBI's taxonomy places the organism in Eukaryota, Metazoa, Mollusca, Gastropoda, Stylommatophora, Geomitridae. The record is from the annotation of a GenBank genome assembly.
AUGUGCUUCUUGUUUUGUAGGGAGAGCCAUUGUGAGAUUGAGAGGCGGAGAAGGAACAAGAUGACAGCCUAUAUAAAUGAACUUUGUGAUAUGGUACCCACAUGCAGCACCCUGGCACGCAAGCCUGACAAGCUGACAAUUCUACGCAUGGCUGUGUCACAUAUGAAAACAUUACGGGGUACAGGCAACACAAGCAGUGAUGGUUCCUACAGACCUUCUUUCCUCACAGACCAGGAGCUGAAGCAUCUAAUUUUAGAGGCAGCUGAUGGAUUCUUGUUUGUGGUUCAGUGUGAUACUGGAAGAAUUAUCUAUGUAUCCGACUCAAUCACCCCAGUUUUGAACCAGAGCCAGGCAGAUCUGUUUAGCACAACUUUAUAUGACCUCACCCACCCUGAUGAUGUUGAGAAAGUCAGAGAACAACUCUCCACCUCAGAAUCACAGAACACUGGCAGGAUCUUGGAUCUCAAAACUGGAACUGUCAAAAAGGAGGGUCAUCAAUCUUCUAUUCGCCUCUGCAUGGGCUCUCGACGUGGCUUUAUAUGUCGACUGCGUAUGGGUAAUAUUCAGCCUGAUCCAAUGAUUGCUAACCAUACAGUUCGCAUGCGACAGAGAAACACACUUGGUCCUGCUUCCGACGGGAAGCAUUAUGCUGUUGUACAUGUGACAGGAUACGUAAAAAACUGGCCACCAUCUGCUGGCAUACAGCUGGAUCGCAGUGAUUCCGAUGAACAUGGGUCCAGCCAUUGCUGUCUUGUUGCCAUAGGCCGCCUGCAGGUCACCAAUACCCCCAACUGCAGUGACAUCAUGGGCCCCAACCCCCCGAAUGAAUUCAUCUCGCGGCACAGCAUUGAUGGGAAAUUUACCUUUGUUGAUCAAAGAGUGACUCCAGUUCUGGGCUAUCAGCCGCAGGAGCUGCUGGGGAAAAUUGCCUUUGAGUUCUACCAUUCUGAAGAUCAGACUCACAUGAAGGAAACAUUUGAACAAGUGCUAAAACUUAAGGGUCAGGUGAUGUCAAUCAUGUAUCGAUUCCGUGCAUCCAAUCGGGAGUGGGUGUGGCUUCGUACCAGCAGUUUCAGCUUCCAAAAUCCGUACACAGACGAGGUUGAAUACAUUGUCUGUACAAAUACCUUGGUCAACUCUCAACAAGGUCAGAUGGCAGCCAUUCAUAACCCUGCAGAUCAAGCAGCAGACGCCGCCAUGUCAAACAUUCCAUCCUACUCGACCGCAACCAGAUCCAUGCAUGCGGACACAUUAGGCCUGGGAGGAACUGCAAGUGCCAGCAAGUCAUUAGAAUAUAGCCCAGACAUGUACCACAUGGGGCAGCGGUCAGCCAUGCAGCAGGACAUCUACUCUGGGUACCAGACAUCUGGAGGCAUGAAGUACCCCAUUCACCCAGCCGGGACACCCUCACAGGCCAUGACUGAUAUGGGAAUGAGGAGGAGUCCCGCCCAGAGCGCUGGCGGAAGCUGGUCCCACCAGGGUGCCUAUGGCAGGACUGAUACUAGUGCAGAUUAUGCCGCGUCUGCUCACUACAAUACUGUCAGCCCAGUCAGUAACAACGCAGGCACAAUGUGGUCUCAGCAGUGGGGGGCAGCGGAUGCUUCAUCACAACAGCAACAUCCCCAGCAGCAUCCCCAGCAGCAAGAGGAAUUCAGCGAUAUGUUUGGUAUGCUGGGUCAACCGACUGCAGAAUUCACUGACCUUUCCGGAAUGUUUACUAAUUUCACAGAAUAA